AAGGGGAUCCGUUCCAGUGACAGGAGCCGCUGCUUUCCUCGCCACUGUCGACUCUCAAUGGGUUAAGGAAAGGGCUUUGCUGCUGCCAGCAGAGGCCCCUCGAUUUUGCUCCGAAAGGCAGAGAGGAAGUGGCCGCCUCGCUCCCUUUCUGGCGAGGAACAUCCUGGCGCAGAGUCAGGCGACGUCCUGUGCAAAUGCUAAUCUGCCCCCCGCGAAGUCGUGGCGGCGAGAGAGCGGCGCGCUGGACUCGGGGGAAGCGGACCGAGGAGGGGACUGAGCCGAGCCCCGCGGCUCCUUUGCAAGGGAAAGCAUUUCGACGCCGCCGAUCCUGGUUGGGAUUGUGUCUUUUCAGCUGGUGAACAGACAAUGGAGGAAUUUCCUCUGGAGCGCUGUCUUGAGCAGGUGGAACUUCAUAUAGUGCAACAGCAGGAAUACCCUGUAUACAGGGCAACAACAAGAAUACCCCAAAGGAAUAUUUCCCAGGUUUCACAGGUAGACGAAGCUUCUGAAGAUCAGCAGGAAUCAGACACAUUAAAGGAUAAAUGUGUGGAGUCCAGAAAACAGGGGUCUGCUCCUACAGAAGGAGGCAAUGAAGUCAUAAAAUACCCUAUUCAUGGAAGAAAAUGUAUGUCCAAUAAACAACAUCCAUGUCCCGAGUGUGGGAAGAUCUUCAACCGGACUUCAUCCCUUAAUGCCCAUCGGAGAGUCCACACAGGCGAGAAGCCGUAUAAAUGUGCUGAGUGUGGGAAGAAUUUCAGUAAGAGUUCACACCUCAUUGCUCAUCAGAGAAUCCAUACAGGCGAAAGACCCUACACUUGUGUAACUUGUGGGAAAAGCUUCAAUCAUUCCUCACAUCUCAUUAUCCACCAGAGAACCCACACUGGGGAGAAACUCUAUAAAUGUCUAGAGUGUGGGAAAAACUUUCGGUACAGCUCUGAUCUCAUCAGACACCAGAUUGAGCAUGAGGGAGAAAAACCUUACAAAUGUCCUGACUGUGGGAAAUGCUUCAAUCGGAGUUCAAACCUUCUUAUACACCAGAGAAUCCACACAGGAGAGAGACCCUACAAAUGUCUUGAGUGUGGGAGAAGCUUCAGCUACAGCUCAGUCCUGAUCAGGCAUCAAAGAGUACACACAACUGAGAAACCUUAUAAAUGCCCAGAGUGUGGGGAAGGUUUCCAUGUGAAUGCCAGCCUCAAGACGCAUCAUAGAGUGCACACAGGAGAGAAACACUAUUCAUGCCCAGAGUGUGGGAAAAGUUUUAAAUGGAUCUCACACCUUGCUAGGCAUCGAAAGAUUCAUGCAGUGGAGAAACCAACAUUUCCGCUAUUUUCAGCUCCAUCAGCGGAGGUCUGGGGGCGGGGGGAUCUGGAGGUCAGCUGCCCUGCGUGCACCACCGGAGACAGGACUACCCAGGCCCUAAAGAAGACUGUCACUCCCGCGCGAACUUCUCAAAGGAGGAGCAGGAUCUGCAGGGAGAAAGCAAGAAAGACCCUUCUUGUAGCGUUUGCUCAAGGUGAUGAAAUGGCUACUGAGGAACAGCCACCCAUAAAAGGAGAUCCAGAGCAAGUGGAAACUGAAAUGUUGCCAGCUGAGAGAUCUGCAGAGAGAGUUUUUCCCAGCUGCAAACAGGAAAGAGACCCCGAGAGCAGGGAUUUGCCAGAGAGGCAAGGAACAUCUGUCUCAGCCAAAAUACCAGGCAGGGGCACUUACCGCAAGGACAAGCGGUUAAAAAGCUUGGACCAGAUUGUUAUCCAGCAGUUGAUACGCAUCGGAGAGAGCAAGGUUGUCUGCAGGAAGCAGGAGGAGGGCUUCCAUCAGAGCUCCCACCUGGUAAAGCCUCAAUUUGUUCACUUGGGAGAGAAACCCUAUCUGUGUAUCGUCUGUGAAAAAACCUUCCGCAACCAUUCUGGUCUGAUGGUGCAUCAGAGGAUCCACACAGGUGAGAAGCCCUACAAGUGCCCCGACUGUGAGAAGAGCUUCAACCAGCGAUCCCACCUGACCUCCCAUUGGGGGACCCAUACGGGAGAGAAGCCCUUUAAAUGCUUCGACUGUGGGAAAAGCUUUAGCUACAACUCUGGUCUUGUCAUACACCAGAGAAUCCACACUGGAGAGAAGCCCUACAACUGCUCUGACUGUGAGAAGAACUUCAGUCAGAAGUCCCACCUGCUCUCGCAUCAGCGGACCCACGUGGGAGAAAAAUCCUUCAAAUGCCCUGAUUGUGGGAAAAGCUUCAGUUACAACUCAGGCCUUGUGAUCCACCAGCGAAUCCACACUGGGGAAAAACCCUACACGUGCUCGGACUGUGGGAAGAGCUUCAAUCAAAGAUCGCAUCUCAUUUCUCACCAAGGCAUUCAUACAGGACAGAAGCCGUAUACAUGUAAGGACUGCGGGAAGAGCUUUAGCUUCAACUCUGGGCUAGUUAUCCACCAGCGGCUUCACACUGGAGAGAAACCUUAUAAGUGCCCCAGCUGCGGGAAAAGUUUCAAUCAGAAAUCACAUCUCAUUUCACACCAGAGAGUCCAUACUGGGAAACAACCUUGACUCGGCAAGAAACUGAUUCCUAUUCUAUUAUGUCUUCUUCCUGAGUUGUAAAGUCUUGGACUUGUGCCAAUUAGCUUAGAAGGAGCAGUCCUUUGCUGGCACUUCUGAACCAGUGGUACCUCGAGGCAGUGGGCUCAUAUUAGGACUGAAGUUUGUAUGUAUAUUCUGAACAUUCAUGCCAAAAGAAGGACAACGUGCAGCUACAUUGUACCCCCCCUCUCCCCAAUCCCCUACAACUGGCUGAAAAUCCAAGGGUGAAAUAAGAAUGGGAAUUAAAAAAUCCAGUGUUAAAGUACUUUAAUAUACAUUUUCUGUUUUGUAACCAAAAGGAACAAAAAUAAAGAUCUAACCAUCUGCAGCUAA
Molecule: messenger RNA, 2904 nt
Organism: Sphaerodactylus townsendi
Lineage: Eukaryota; Metazoa; Chordata; Lepidosauria; Squamata; Sphaerodactylidae
Product: zinc finger protein ZFP2-like
Exons: 4
Coding region: 367-2541 (724 amino acids)
Biological process (GO): negative regulation of transcription by RNA polymerase II
Molecular function (GO): DNA-binding transcription repressor activity, RNA polymerase II-specific
Source: RefSeq, a predicted model, not a curated record